AUGCGCCGGCGGUCCCAUCCGCGGGGCGUGUCGUGUGCGUGUCAUGUGUCUGUCUGCGCCGCUGGUUUGCCGCAUCUUGAUGCUGCUGCUGCUGCUGCUGCUGCUGCUGCUGCUGCUGCUAUUUGCGCAGACGAUGGACCGGUCAUGGAACACGAAGCAUGGAACAUGGUACGAGCAUCAGCAGCAGCAGUAGCAGCAGUAGCACUGCCACCAGCAUUGUGCUUUCCGGCUGAGACUGUGGUCUGGACCGGACUGGACUCGCUCGACUGCUGUGCUGGAUCCGGACGGCGGAAGGCAGAUUCGGAGGACGGCAGACGGCGGACGGCGGACAAGGGAUUCGGCGCCGGGGAACAGCCGGCCGACCAGCUUUCCUCGCCCGCAGCGCUUCCCAACCCCGACUGACAGGCAAAGACAAACCAAGGGGUGACAUGACAGUCUCGUCUCCCACGUAUAAGCAAUGGGCGAACAUUGAAUGAGACCAACAGUAAUAAGACCUCUUG
This is a messenger RNA of Colletotrichum destructivum, 500 nucleotides long. RefSeq lists its product as uncharacterized. The transcript has a single exon. NCBI's taxonomy places the organism in Eukaryota, Fungi, Ascomycota, Sordariomycetes, Glomerellales, Glomerellaceae. The record is from RefSeq and is a predicted model, not a curated record. The coding region runs from base 1 to 402 and encodes 133 amino acids.